ACAACCGCAACAUCGUUGCCAUCAAGGUCGUCGACAUAAGUCCAUCGACAACUCGCCAUCAGCCACCUGGUUCAUCAAUAUACGCAUUACAGAAGCCUCGCGAACCUCUGCGCUUUCUGUCAAUGCCAUCUAUGGGGCUUUGAGCGGUGGAAUUUGGCCUACAUUAACCCCUUUUCUGACUCCUCCCGCCCGGCGCAUUAUCGGAUUAUCCUAACCCCCGUCCCUCGGGGACAUCCACCAUGGGCGUCAUCCGUAAGAAGAUCGCUGCACGAGGCGGCGAGGGCGGUGUCAAGUAUGUAUGCGACGUCUGCUCAGCAGACAUAACGUCUACGGUCCGAAUUAGGUGUGCACACAGCGCUUGCAAUGAAUAUGAUCUCUGUGUCCAAUGCUUUGCGCAAGGAGCGUCCAGCAAUGCGCAUCAGCCACAAACCCAUCCCUAUCGAGUAAUCGAACAGAACUCGUUUCCAAUCUUCGACCGAGAAUGGGGCGCGGACGAGGAGCUCCUUCUUCUGGAGGGCGCGCAGAUCUACGGCUUGGGUUCGUGGGCCGACAUUGCGGACCACAUCGGCGGCUACCGAAGUAAGGAUGAGGUACGCGACCACUAUCUCCAGGUCUACGUCGACUCGCCCAACUUCCCCCUUCCGAAACGAUGCAGUCCCCAUGACAUGGAACUGGCAAACGAAAUCUCUAGAGAAGAAUUUCAGGCGCGCAAGAAGCGACGCAUCGAGGAAAGGAGGGAAGCCGCCAAGAACGCCCCAACCCUCCAAGCGAAGACGAAGCCGACAGCCAGUGUUCCAUCAUGCCACGAAAUUCAAGGAUAUAUGCCAGGACGUUUGGAGUUUGAGACCGAGUUCUGCAACGAAGCGGAAGAGGCUGUCCAGCUCAUGCAGUUCGACCCAGGAGAUGGAAUUAAUCCACGGACAGGCGAGCUGGAACCGGAGAUGGAGCUCAAACUCACCGUUAUGGAGAUCUACAACUGCCGGUUGACGCAACGAGUUGAGAGGAAGAAGGUUAUAUUUGAGCACAACCUGCUCGAUUACAGGGAAAACACAAAGUCGGAAAAGAAGAGGUCGAAGGAGGAACGCGAUCUUCUGAACAAGGCGAAACCCUUUGCGCGGAUGAUGAAUCGCGUCGACUUUGAACAGUUCUGUCAAGGGUUGAUUGACGAGCUCAACCUGCGGCAGGCAAUUGCACAACUACAGGAAUGGCGUAGUCUCCGGAUUGGUGAUCUACGAAGCGGCGAGAAGUAUGAGCAGGAGAAGCAGGCACGAAUUCAGAAAUCAAUACCGCUGGGUUCCAUGGACCGCGAACGACUGGCGAGUGCUCAGCGCAGCAAACAACCGCCACCACCAGAUCCGCCAAGUGGCGCGGCUCUGCUGGUCCAACCUGAGCUGCCGGCGCGUAUGCAGUCACCUCAUGUCAUCGCCGAGGCCGAGAAACUCAGCAGCAUGAAAGUGGAACCCGGGCAAGUCAACAGUGAAAGUGUAAUCGUUGCCAAUGGCGACACUACGCCGUCAAAACACAAGUCCUUACCACAACCCGUUCCCGGGAUACAACCUCUUUCACUCUCUCAGGACAAUGCUCCCGACCUUCACCUCCUUACGCCGGAAGAGGUCAAGCUGUGCGAGGUGCUCAGGAUUCAGCCGAAGCCUUACCUGAUGAUCAAGGAGCAGAUCCUCAAGGAAGCCGUCAAGGGCAACGGGAGUUUGAAGAGGAAACAGGCUAAGGACAUUUGCAGAGUCGAUCAGCAGAAGGGAGGGAGGAUUUUUGAUUUUAUGGUGAAUGCGGGUUGGGUGGUGAAGGCUUAGAGGACCUGACCAGUCUCGAGCACUACAUACUGGGAGCAAGGGUUGGACGGGUGGGUGCUUUUGAUUUCUACGUGAUGAGCGUUGGAGCCGGGCGAACGAAUUUUACUUCAAUAAGACAACGGCGUUUGGGACGGGAGCGAAUGACGAGUGCCAAAAGGGAUACCCUCAUACACACGCUGGUCGGAGAGGGCGUUUCCUAAUAAAGCUCUUUGGAGAGACCGAGUCGGCAUGCAUCCACAUCAUAUUCACAUUGUACAUAGUAUGUCUUUGGUUUACCAUAAUACCAUUUUACUCUUUUGCUGGAGCGGGGCUACAAUCUAGAGAUUAACUGAUCUAGUUUUC
This is a messenger RNA of Neurospora crassa OR74A, 2150 nucleotides long. Its product is annotated as SAGA complex subunit. Gene Ontology annotation, molecular function: chromatin binding; protein binding; transcription coactivator activity. The record is from RefSeq and is a predicted model, not a curated record. The transcript has 2 exons. The coding region runs from base 240 to 1808 and encodes 522 amino acids. Gene Ontology annotation, cellular component: nucleus; SAGA-type complex. Lineage: Eukaryota; Fungi; Ascomycota; Sordariomycetes; Sordariales; Sordariaceae. Gene Ontology annotation, biological process: regulation of transcription by RNA polymerase II; chromatin remodeling.